AUGACCAACCAGGCUGCCGCGAAGCAUACCCACGAUGCAAUGACAAAGGAAGAGAUAGCAGGCGCUGAGACGCCGAAUCAACCUCAACCUGCAGUCGCUCCCGGCUCGUCGAAGCGCCCCAAUGCAUUUACAGAACUUAUGUCACAGACGAAAAAACCAAAGCCACCUACCAUACCCGCCGCAGACGGCCCAGGCCUUGUAGAGAAGGCUACGAAGACAGUCAAGCGCUGGGACCCGCGGAAUGGAUUGGGCGUAUACAUCGAGAGUCCCGAGACCAACCCGGAGAACAAAGUACUAGAGUACGACGAGGACUUUGUCGUGAUAACAGACAAGUACCCAAAAGCGAGUGUACACCUCCUACUCAUUCCACGAAAACCCAAAUAUUACGAUCAACAUCCUCUCCACGCGCUGUCCACAGACGCCGCCUUCCUUGCCGAAGUAGAGAAACGCGUCAUCCGACUCAAGGAUCUCGCUGCCUACGAACUCCGACGUCAGUAUGGCGACGUUAGCACCACGGACAAACCCUACAACGAGGCUCUGGAAGAAAUGAUGUGCUCUCGCAACCCACCACCAGUGGAAGAACAAGCUUCCCUCCUCCCACCCGGUCGGGACUGGUCAAAAGACAUCGUCGUAGGCGUGCACACCCAUCCCUCGAUGAAUCACCUGCACAUUCAUAUCUUCAGUCGAGACAUGCAUUCAGACUGGAUGAAACAUAAGAAGCACUACUUGAGCUUCAAUUCUAGUUUCCUUGUUCGAUUAGACGAGUUUCCACUAGAGGAAGGAAGCGAGAGGUUUGCACCUGGUGACUGGCCCAGCUGGGAUAUGAAGUGCUGGCGAUGUUCUAAGAACUUCAAGAACAAGUUUACAGCGCUGAAACAACACCUGAAUGAGGAGUUUGAGGACUGGAAGAGGGAAUGA
This is a messenger RNA of Alternaria alternata, 918 nucleotides long. Its product is annotated as HIT-like protein. Lineage: Eukaryota; Fungi; Ascomycota; Dothideomycetes; Pleosporales; Pleosporaceae. The coding region runs from base 1 to 918 and encodes 305 amino acids. Gene Ontology annotation, molecular function: DNA 5'-adenosine monophosphate hydrolase activity; double-stranded RNA binding; single-strand break-containing DNA binding. The record is from RefSeq and is a predicted model, not a curated record. Gene Ontology annotation, biological process: double-strand break repair; single strand break repair. The transcript has 3 exons. Gene Ontology annotation, cellular component: nucleus.